CUGACAAUUUCAGGACAAGAAAUUGCUUUGGAGAACGCGGUUUGGCUGGAGCAGAUCCACAGUGAGGAGCCUGUUCUCAUUUCACCGCUGGUGCAAGACAAUGGAGACAGAAAUCGAGCAGCAGGAAGAAGAGACCACUUUCAGCAACACUGACACUAACGGUAAAGCUAUUGUAGGCUAUUUUGGCAGUGCCUCAUCAAAGCUGUGUGUAAGCCAUGCAUUUGCCUUGAUUAGACUAGAAAUAUAACACUGCUUUUCUCUAAUAGCUGUUAUCAGUCAGAAGGGACUACAGGGAUUGACAUUAAGGGAUGCUUCGAUUUUCCUUGGGCAAGUGAACCAAACAAUCAAACCUUUUUAAAGAAUUCCAGUAGCCUAAAACUGAUCGUUCUGGUUCCUCCCCGUUAUUUAUGUAAAAUACAGACCAUUUAUGGCAAGUUAAGCCUGCUUUGAUAUGUUAUUUCUUUCGAAUAACAACCAAAAUACUAAUAAUUCAAUUACUGAUUUUUCUGGUUCCUCCCCUAUGUGUAGGUGAAAGGCCUGCAAUAUAUUGCACUUCUGGGUGUAAAUAGCUAAGUACAAUUUUUGGGCAAGUGAAGGGCAACCAAAAAUUACUGCUGACCUGCCUGAUGGGCAGGUACUUUUCAGACUUUAAUGUAAAUCCCUGGACUACUGGUAUAGCUACAUGCUGGCACCAUGUGUGCAUGUCAGAUGGCCAUGUGUUUCUCUUGUCCAGGUCACUGCUGUUUCGGGAGCAGUUCCGCCUAAUUUUAAUCCAGGAAGUGGACUGGAAAACGCCCUGCCGAGGACAUGGAGGAGGAGCAGGCCUUCAAGCGCUCUCGCAACACUGAUGAGAUGGUGGAGUUGCGGGUACUGCUGCAGAGCAAAAAUGCUGGAGCUGUUAUCGGAAAGGGCGGCAAGAAUAUAAAAGCCUUACGCACAGACUACAAUGCCAGUGUAUCUGUCCCUGACAGCAGUGGCCCAGAGCGGAUCCUGAGUGUUAGUGCAGAUAUUGAGACUAUCGGAGAGAUUCUGCUGAAGAUUAUCCCUACUCUGGAAGAGUACCAGCAUUAUAACGGGAUUGAUUUUGACUGCGAGCUGCGUUUGCUGAUCCAUCAGAGUCUGGCCGGAGGCAUCAUUGGGGUGAAGGGUACCAAGAUAAAGGAGUUAAGAGAGAACACCCAGACUACCAUCAAGCUAUUCCAGGAGUGCUGUCCUCACUCCACUGACCGAGUGGUUCUGGUUGGAGGAAAGCCAGACCGUGUCGUCGAUUGCAUCAAAGUUAUCCUGGAGUUGGUAUCUGAGGCUCCUAUCAAAGGGCGCGCCCAGCCUUACGACCCCAACUUCUACGACGAGACAUACGACUACGGCGGCUUCACCAUGAUGUUCGAGGAGCGGGGCCGGCGGCCUAUGGGGGGGUUCCCCGUACGGGGCCGGGGUGGCUUUGAGCGCAUGCCCCCCGGCCGCGGCGGCCGACCCAUGCCCCCCUCCAGACGGGACUAUGAAGACUUGAGCCCUCGCCGGGGACCGCCCCCUCCCCUGCCUACCAGAGGGCGUGGAGGGAGCCGGGCUCGAAACCUGCCCCUCCCCCUACCACCACCCCCAAGAGGAGGAGGUGACCGGUUCUCUCAUCAGAGCUAUCACGGCAACAUGGACGACAGACCCAACAGCGACAGGAGAGGAAGACCAGGAGACCGCUACGACAGCAUGAGUGGUGGAUACGGUGACAACACUUCCUCCUGGGAGCCCUUUCAGUCUGGUGGCCGAGGGUCAUACAGUGACAUCGGGGGUCCCGUCAUCACGACACAAGUUACCAUCCCCAAGGAUCUGGCUGGCUCCAUCAUCGGGAAGGGCGGACAGCGGAUCAAGCAGAUCCGUCACGAGUCGGGAGCGUCCAUCAAGAUCGACGAGCCACUAGAGGGCUCCGAGGACCGCAUCAUCACCAUCAAUGGAACACAGGACCAGAUCCAGAACGCCCAGUAUCUACUGCAGAACAGGCACGUGCUAGCACCCUUUCCUCGUCUCCGCUGAAAGCAGUAUGGUGGAAACCUAUUCAUCCCUGUCCCCUAUCCGUGUGUGAAGCAGUACUCUGGUCGGUUCUUCUAAAGAGGGAAGAGGAGCCAAUCUGCCAUGCCCGUUCGCUCCCUCUAUUCAGAGCCAACAUUCCUCAGCUUUGGGUAGUUGUGUGCCCCCCACCCUGUCAUCUAACACCUUUUAAUAAGAAGUUUGGAAAUUCUCUCAAAGCUGCCGGAUGAGUGUCACUUUUUUUGUUUUUUUUUGCCUUGCUUGUUUUUUUGGGUUUUUCUUGAUUAUUUUGCUGUUCUGUACUUGGAGUAAACUAACCUGUCUGUGUUCACUCUUGGCCUCCCCUGCUCCUCCCAGUCAGUACAGCAUGCAGAAUGUAAUCUUGUUUUGUAAGAAACAUUUUAUGAUUUAAAAAAAACAAAAAAAACAUUUAGUUUAUUUUUGCUUAAUUUUUCCCCCCUGCUGAAAGAUAAGGGGCUGUAUAAAAAUGUACAGUAAUUGUGUCAUAGGAUGAAUAAGAGUGCUAGGAUUGUUUCAUUUUGUUGGGAGACUGAUAGGGCUAAAAUAAAGUAUUGUUAAUUUUAAGUUUUCUACAUGAUUUCAGCUGGUUAACGGGGAGGGACUUGAUAUAAUUCCUUUAAUACGUAAUCAUUGACAUUUGGAUCCAUUUAGACUGGCUAAAGCCUGUUUUUUUUGUCGGUUUGUAAGCGUUUUUAACAUUUUAGAUGGGAUCUUUGUAGACACCAGUCAGUUUGGGAUGGGAAUGCAGCUUUUCUUUCCAUAUGAGUGGCAUGUCACCCCUGUUAAUCUACCUGUCUGGGGUAUAGUGUCUGCUGCAAAUCUGAGUAAUAAAGUCUGUGCCACCUUUUACUAAACAUGUGGGGGGAGGUUUUGUUAUUUUUCCAUGUUUCCUAGAUGCGAUAAAUAAAAUGGUUGUAAUAAAAUCAA
Messenger RNA from Oncorhynchus kisutch (coho salmon), 2970 nucleotides. Its product is annotated as heterogeneous nuclear ribonucleoprotein K. Lineage: Eukaryota; Metazoa; Chordata; Actinopteri; Salmoniformes; Salmonidae. The transcript has 16 exons. The coding region runs from base 808 to 2028 and encodes 406 amino acids. Gene Ontology annotation, molecular function: RNA binding. The record is from RefSeq and is a predicted model, not a curated record.